Molecule: messenger RNA, 4119 nt
Organism: Seriola aureovittata
Lineage: Eukaryota; Metazoa; Chordata; Actinopteri; Carangiformes; Carangidae
Gene: kel
Product: Kell metallo-endopeptidase (Kell blood group)
Exons: 19
Coding region: 371-2758 (795 amino acids)
Biological process (GO): protein processing
Cellular component (GO): plasma membrane
Molecular function (GO): metalloendopeptidase activity
Source: RefSeq, a predicted model, not a curated record
UCCUAGCCUUUUGUUCUCCAGCCUUCGACCCUGCAGACGGGUGGAAAAGUGAAAAUACAAGCUGGAAUCUUCAUUUAGAGUUUCCUGUGAGUUCACAAACUACAAAACAUCCCCAUGAAUGUCCCUGAGUGAAACCAUAGUCUUUGCUUGAUUAUCUGGGUUUGAGAGAGUGGAGAGUAAGACGUAGCUUAGAGUUGUUUUUAUCAGUGUCAGAUGAGAAGAGAAGUGAGUGAUGUAAAGAGAUAGAGAGCUGAGAUGACAGCUGUUUGGAGGGGCAGCAGGAGGAGGUGCACACAAGAAACAUCAAACGUAAAAGACAGAGGAUGCAACAAGCUGGAGAAACACAAAGCAAGACAUCCAUAUACUAAGAAUGAGUGAAACGCCAAUAGAGCUUGAGCUAUCAAUCCAGCCAUCAUCACAGCCAGGCCUUGAGAGGGGGCUUCAGUCUCCACUGGUGUUUCAGCUGCCACUCUCCACCCAAGAUCCCCCUGAGACCCAUCAACAAACCCAGCCCCAGCCUGAGGUACAGCUGUCGGAGUCUAACCCCGAGCACCGGCACCAAGCAAAGCCACUGUGGAUAAAACAUCGAAGGCUGCUCCUCCUCUUUGGGGGGUUCUCCUUAUGUGCUGCUUUUCUGGGACUAAUUUACUAUAAGCACCAGAAUCUUCAGAGUAGGAGCAAUAACCAGACAGGCGCUGCGACUCCAUGUCUUUCCCCAGCCUGUCAGAGGGCCUCGGCCCAUCUCUCCACAUCUGCCGAUCCCUUCAAGGAGCCCUGUGACUACUUCUUGUUCACAUGUGGAUCUGACGGACUCUCACCAGACAGCGGGGGCAGACAGAGAGGACAGGGCAUCCUGGGACAUCAGCAGAACUACAAUGGGAAGUCUGUGUGGUCAGAGAGGAGAGGACACAGUAAAGAGAGAGAAGACAGAGGAGUGAGACAGGAAAAAAUAUUAGACAGGAAAACCGUACUGCUGCAGUACCUCAGGGAGAUUUUGGAGUCGAACGACAGAGGCAGCAGUUCAGCAGUGCAGAAGGCCAAAGGAUUUUACAACUCCUGUUUGGACACAAGAGCCAUAGAAACAGCUGGAGUGGAGCCCUUCCUCACACUCAUCCAGAAACUGGGAGGUUGGGCUGCAUCAGGCCAAUGGAAUAAGACUGAUUUCAACUCCACCCUGAGCCUGCUGAUGAGAGACUACGCCACCUUUCCCUUCUUCAAUCUCUAUGUGGGCAAAGACCCAAAUGAAAUUGCCCGUGGUUCGACCAAAAGAUACAUACAGAUUGAUCAGCCAGAUCUAUUGAUCCCGAUUGAGUGGAACACCAAGACACAGAAGUCUCAAGCUAAAGCUCAGACACUACGUCGUUUCUUGGCAACAUGUGAGACGUACCUGGCGCUGUUGGGGGCCCCGCCCAGCAGCAGCAUGCUCCAUGUGGGCAUGUUCAUGUCUCUGUCCUCUGAGCUCGCUGUAGCUACUUCACCGCUGCAAUAUCGCCUGUCGAAAGGACAGCUCUAUCAGCGUAUGACCAUCAAAGAGCUCCAGAUCCAGGCCCCUGCCAUUGAUUGGUUGGGUUGUCUGCAGGCCGCUUUCCAUCCACUGACCCUAAUGGAGGACGAUCCUGUCCUUGUGCAUAACUUGCCCUACAUGGUGCAAAUGACCCCAAUCAUCGGGAAAUGGCUGAACAAGCACGAGCUGAGCAGCAGCGGUCCCCUUCAAACUUAUAUGGUCCUGAAUCUGCUGCACACCCUGAUGCCGGCGCUGGACUCCAGAUUUUCUGAAGCAGCAAAGAAUUUAUCUGUGACUCUGGGUAACACUGAAGAGCAGGUGGCUCCUCGCUGGAGACACUGUGUGUUGGAGACCGAGAGAGGAUUCGACUCAGUUCUUACACACCUUCUGCGUGAAAGGACGGCACGCCGAGAGGCAGAGGAGGUGAUUCAAAAUAUCUUUUCCUCCUUCAAGUCCAAAUUACAUGAACUCAAAUGGACAGACAAGACGUCUCCCCAGUCUGUUAUGAAAAAGGUUCAUUCUUUAAAUCCAAGACUCUGGACUUCAAAUGAGAUCUCUAGUGAAGCUGAGCUUGAUCUGCUUUUUUCUAAGGUGUCAGUGAACACACACAGCUUCUUCUCCAACUAUGUGCAGCUACUGUCCUUGUGGCAAAAGAGGCGCAGAAAACUCCUGACUGAGCAGACCGAGAGGGUCGAUGUUCUGUCUGUCACACCACUUCUCCUGGGUAAUGAGCUCCUCUUUCCCGUGGGAAUGUUUGUCCCUCCCCUCUUCCAUCCAACUUAUCCCAGGGCAAUGAAUUAUGGUGUGAUGGGUUUCCUUCUCGCCAAAGAUAUCCUCCACUUGCUUCUGCCUGACAUUUACUCUCAGAGUGAGACAGUGCGUGCUGUGGGGGAAUGUGUGUGGGCUCACUAUCUCACUGUGACAGAAAGAACAAGCAGAGGUGGAGCAUUUUCUCUCUCAGCAGCACAGCAGCAGGAGGUGUGGGUGCAGUAUUCUGCACUGCAGAUAGCAUUGCAGGCUUAUCGUCAGAGUCUAAAGAACCAUCCGGAGGACACCUCCAUCUCAGGAUUGUCACACACCCGCCUGUUUCUCUCAUCUUUUUCUCAGGUUAACUGUGACUUUGACCCCUACCAUGGAUUCAUGCCAUUGGAGCCCUCCUUUUUGAUUACAGUCAUUUGCGCCAAAUCUCACCUGUGUCCUUCACGCCUACAGUGUCCCAGUAAAACCCAGCAACAUACAUUACAAACAUGCUGAAGAGACUCCUCUGAAGACUGGCUGCACUUUUAUUUUUUGUUACUGAGUAUUACUCUGACAAGAUACUCACAUCCAUGUGGUGCUGUAACCAAGCACGCUGUGGAUGUUGGCGAACUGUUGUUACAAAGAAAGUUAAUAUAGAAUACCGACAGUAUGUACAACCCAAGAAACACUGAUGUUUGUUUUUUUGUAUUAGCCUUAAUUGUUUAUAAGAUGUGUUUGCAUGUUCCAUUAAUUGCACAAGCUGUUUAGUAAUUAUUGAAAUAAAAAAAGAGACAUUUGAAAAAAAGCACCCUGAGCCUUCACUAUCAAUGCAAGCAUUUAACAAUACUCCAUGAAAGUCCUGCAUUCAGGGAGAGAUUUGGCUUUUUUGCAAGAAAAAUGACUUAAAUGAUUAUCAUAAUAAAUUCUCAAUUCAUUUCUGUCAAUUGUUUCAGCUCUACUUGUAUGUUUACACUGUUGGACAGUUUCAUUUAAAACAAAACAAAAUGAUUUAUAAAGUAACUAGUAACCAAAGCUGUCAAAUCAGUGAAAAAAAUACAAUAUUGAUGAAAAUAGAAGAGUAGAAAUACAAAGUAGCGAUGUAAAUGUACUUAGUUACUUUCCACCACUGAGUUCCAGCGGUUCCACAGCAACUUAAGAACUGUUAUUUUUCAAAAUCAAAUCACUAAAUUACUGUUUGAAAAUCAGGCCAUAUCAUGUUCCUGUCAGACUCUCCAACAAUCAGCUGGAGAGUUCUCAGAUUUCAGAUUUCUUUUUGAAAUAUGAAAUAGCCCAACAGGAAACAUGCGGAGCAAAGCCACAGCCAAAAAAGCCUCAGAGAGGAUUGCUCAGGGAAAUGUUAGUAUCAACAUUAAAGCAAGAGAAAAUACACCUUUGAGGCUGAUUAAACAAGUGGGCAGAACUACUAAACCUCCGACUGGGAAAGGCCUCGGAAAAGCAGGAGCCAAACGUUUGGGCCGGCUGUUGAAACGGGCCAUCCAGGACCAGGAGGAGCCGGCGGAGAAGGGACAAGUGUCUGUGCCAAAGACUCCCGUUCGCCUUUUCAAGCAUCAGAUUCAAACUGAGGCUGACAAUGCAUCCAAGAGAAACACCGCACAGACAAAGCCGGCCUCACAUCAGGUUUCCCAGCUCAUCCUCAGCGUGGUUUCCCACUGCAAACACCGAGGUGGCAUCUCUAUGGCGGAGCUCAAGCAGACGCUGGCUGCUGGAGGCUACGAUGUCACCAAGAACAACAGGCGGGUGAACGUGGUGACCAAAAGGCUGGUUAAUAACGUCACACUCGUCCGAACUACGAGAAAUGCAUCGUUAAGGCUGAACACUAAGGUAAAGAGCAUUCGCCUGUUUAAUUUGGUAACUUG